Messenger RNA from Talaromyces rugulosus, 1482 nucleotides. RefSeq lists its product as uncharacterized. The transcript is spliced from 7 exons. The coding region runs from base 1 to 1482 and encodes 493 amino acids. Lineage: Eukaryota; Fungi; Ascomycota; Eurotiomycetes; Eurotiales; Trichocomaceae. The record is from RefSeq and is a predicted model, not a curated record.
AUGGAACACGAUGCCGACUAUCCUCUCACUGCGUCGCAGAUUCAGUUCUUUGAAGACCGCGGGUAUCUUCUGAUCCGGAACUUUCUGUCCACCUCGGAAGCAGUCCAUCUGCAGCAAUGGGCGCAAGAGGUCCAUGAUCUGCCUCGGACUGAAGAUGCGCCGUGGAUGCCAUACGAGGAAGUCAAUGCAGACGGCAAAAAAGUGCUAUGUCGGACUGAAAACUUUGCCAACACGCAUGCAGGCUUCAACGCCUUCCUGCGUGGCUCGCGGACUGCCAGUGUUUUGGAGCAACUGGCAGGCGAGAAGAUGCUUCUUUUCAAAGAGAAGAUCAACUAUAAACUUGCCGGCAGUGGCGGGUUUGACCCUCACAUCGACGCCAACGCGUACACGCACGUGAAAAACAUUAAACACCUUACCAUCCUGGCCGCAGUGGACGAGAUGAAUAGCGAAAAUGGUGGACUUGACGUCGUUGAGGGAAGCCACCGCGAACAUGUCCCCCUCGGCAGCGAUCGAUGCAUUGGGCCAUCAUGGGUGGAAAGCCACACCUGGGUUCCUUGCAAUUUAAGUCCUGGCGAUAUCUUGCUAUUUGGCUCAUAUCUCGCGCAUCGCAGCGGCCCUAACCGGAGCUCCAAAGAUCGAAAGGCGAUUUAUGCAACGUACAACAGCGCGUCCGAGGGCGAGCUGCAUGACAAGUACUAUCAAGAUCGACGGGAGUUAUGGCCGGCAACGCACCUGCGCAAGGAGGGCGUAUCGUACGAGGAGGGUCGCGAGCGAUAUGCUUAUGGAUCGCCGAUGUUGACUAUUGGCGCUGGGAAGCAGAACAUAAAUUUAUCACCCAACAUACUUGACGCAGCUCAACGUACAAAUACAUACAAAAAGAUGGAUACCCCAUUAGCCAAAGCAGAAUCCAUAGUCGCCAUCCUCGAAAAGUACGGCCAAGGCGACUACCUUGGCGAAUCCAUCACUCAGCUUGAGCACUGCUUGCAGGCAGCCCAUCAGGCGCAAACAUCUGGUGGCCGUGAUGAGCUUGUCCUCGCAGCUCUCCUCCACGAUAUUGGACAAAUUAUUCCAUUGGAAGCGACAAAAGAGGUCCGAAUGAACCUUGGUCGCGACAGUGCCGAGAACGUGGGUCGCGUUGGUCAUGAAGCUAUCGGCGCGCAGUAUCUACGUUCUCUCGGUUUUAGUGAGACUGUAUGCCGGUUGGUGAACAGUCAUGUUGCAGCGAAGAGAUAUCUGACCGCUGUCAACAAAACUUAUUACGACUCACUCUCCAGCGCGUCUCAAAAAUCUCUGAAAUUCCAGGGAGGUCCAUUCAUAGGAGAGGAGCUUGAUACGUUUGAACAUGACCCGCUACGAGAUGAAAUGAUUUCAUUGAGAUUGUGGGAUGAUGCAGCCAAAGUCGUGGGCGUCGAGGAUACCACGCCACGUGCAGCAGCUUAUCAGGAUCUCAUGGUAGCGCAUUUGACGAGCCAGAAGAACUAA